UUCACCGGAAAGCAAAUACACCGUUCCCCCGGACCCGUUCGAGCUUUGAGCUUUCGGUCUCGAUUUAAAGUCCGUUCGCAAAGAAACCGUCAAUAUUUGUCGACGACGUUUCAGUCGACGACGUUUCCGCGUUGUCGUUUGUCACGCUCCCGUUCAAUAUUUGGCUUUUCGCGGCUACCGCGGUGCUUUAUGCGACGAUCCACGUCACCGACGAAUAUUCCGCCGAACUUGUUGGAAUUGAAAAGUAUUUGCUCGGGGCUCGAGUGUGCUCACGAAUAAUUAGAAGGUUUGCGCGCUACGCGGGACGGGGACACUGUGAUAUACAAUUUUAACAACACUUUGCUUUUAAACACCGUGUCGUGGUCUCCGAGAACCAGUGGGUGACUAUCAAAAGAAUUCGAGUUGCUGGCAGAGGGCUUGGUCGACGAGCCGGGGCUACAGCGAACCGAGAGGACACGGAACCAGAUUUCGGAGCCGGACUGCACAAAUGUCACGGAUCGCCGCGAAAGCUGCUUAAACAGAGGUCGAUUGCGGCGGAUCCCCAAGGCGUCUCUCUGGAUCCGAGCGAACACAUUCGAAGAGUGGCGAUAGCGGCACACUGUGGGGGCUAAGGUGGCUGUCGCGGAGGCUGAAGCAGUGGCGAGGUUGGUGAAAAUCGGCGCCGGGAGCGGACGAUCCGGGCAGCGGUAGUGGUGGCGGAACGGCAGGGGUACUAUGGGAGCGGGGGUAUGGGGGGCGGAGGAGGGCUACAAGCCACGGACCUCCGGCGAAGGCUCGAGUCCCGGUGUUCAAGAAGCACUCUUCCCCAGAGCCCUCGUUCCUUAAGGCACGAUGGCUCCUGCUCGACCCGCAGGAAUACGCGCGACCAGGAAGAAAGGGUUGACUUGCAAGCGACCCUCGCUUCCGGUCAGCCCACGUGUACAGGUUCCCGGCCGUGCAGACGCCAAGAGGACGAAGAGAACGCAAACGAGAAAUAUGUGAGGCGCUCCAAAGGCGGAACCGGGCUGUUCGGUUCGCUGUACGGAAAGCUGCGGCUAUCCGUCGGAAGGAUCCUCAGCCAUGGAGCCGAGGAGGAGGAGGGCGGCAACGGUAGGAGGCAUCGACUUCGAUGGUGUCGCAGGGACUUCCGGUGGAUCGCAGACGUGGCGACGAGGACCCUUCUCAUCGGUAUCGUGCUUUUCGUCACGCCAGGUCUCUGUCACCAGGACGCGGUGCACAUUACGGCAAUCCUGGGGGAGAGCGUUGUCUUCAACUGUCACGUAGAGUUCCCCGGUGAGCACCCAGUGCCCUACGUUCUCCAAUGGGAGAAGAAGGUAGGCGACACGGGGCAGGAGAUACCGAUAUACAUAUGGUACGAGUCGUAUCCGACCCACAGUGGCGAUGGUUACGAAGGUCGAGUCUCGAGGGUGAGCCCGAAUUCACCGUUCGGCGUGGCGAGUCUCAACCUGACCGACAUCCGCGAGAGCGAUCAAGGAUGGUACGAGUGCAAGGUCGUCUUCCUCAACAGGUCGCCGAACAGUCACAAGAAUGGUACCUGGUUCCACCUGGACGUCCACGAUACGUUCGUGGCGUCGAGAACUGCACGAGAGGAUAAGAACGCGUGGUUUGUUUCCGCAGCACCGCCGAAGUUCAGCAUCACGCCAGAGGAGAUAAUCUACGUGAACGUGGGCGACGCGAUAAUAUUGAACUGCCAGGCGGAGGGCACGCCGACGCCGGAAAUCCUCUGGUACAAGGACGCGAAUCCGGUCGAGCCGUCGAGCACCAUCGGGAUAUUCAACGACGGCACCGAGCUCAGGAUCUCGACGAUCAAGAACGAGGACAUCGGGGAUUACACGUGCAUCGCGCGUAACGGCGAGGGCCAGAUCAGUCACACGGCCCGCGUUAUUAUCGCUGGCGGAGCAGUGAUCACAGUGCCACCCACGAACCAGACGAAGCUGGAGGGCGAGAAGGUGCAAUUCUCAUGCGAGGCGAAGGCUCUCCCAGGCAACGUAACCGUUCGCUGGUUCCGGGAGGGUGCACCGGUGACGGAGGUCUCUGCGCUGGACACGAGGGUGUCCAUCAAGACGGACGGCAGCCUCGUCAUCAAUCCCGUCAGCGCCGACGACUCUGGCCAAUACCUCUGCGAAGUAACGAACGGUAUCGGUGACCCGCAGAGCGCCAGCGCUUAUCUCAACGUGGAAUAUCCGGCGAAGGUCACGUUCACCCCGACAGUCCAGUACCUGCCGUUCCGUUUGGCGGGGGUGGUGCAGUGUUACAUAAAAGCGAACCCGCCCCUUCAGUACGUGACCUGGACGAAGGACAAGCGGCUGCUCGAACCUUAUCAGACGAAGGAUACGGUUAUCAUGAACAAUGGCUCGCUGUUGUUCACGCGCGUCAACGAGAAUCACCAAGGCAGAUACACCUGCACGCCUUACAACGCGCAGGGCACGCAGGGCAGCUCCGGCCCGAUGGAGGUCCUCGUGCGAAAUCCACCUGUGUUCACCCUCGAGCCAGAACCAAUUUAUCAGAAGAAGGUCGGCGAAACCAUCGAGAUGCACUGCGACGCUCAAGAGGCCGAGGGCACUCAAAAACCCACCCUUCAAUGGCACAGGAGGAACGGCAUGUCCAUACAGCGCAAUCGGGCGAAGAUCGUCGGCGGGAAUUUAACGAUCGAGAGCCUGCGACGCUCGGACUUUGGGUUCUACCAAUGCAUCGCGUCCAACGAGGUGGCCACCAUUUCCGCCUCCACGCAGCUGAUCGUCGAGGGCACGCAACCCCACGCGCCCUACAACGUCACUGGGGCCGCCACGGAAUUCUCGGUGACGCUCACCUGGCUGCCAGGGUACUCCGGUGGCCCGGACUACAAGCAGGAUUACACUAUCUGGCACAGGGAAGCGGGAACGUCGGAAUGGGAAACGAUUCCAGUGACUCCUUCGGGCAGCACAACGGUGACGAUCAACAGACUGACGCCAGGUACGCUGUACGAGUUCCAAGUAAUUGGGAAGAAUGCCUUGGGCGAUGGGAUGAUGAGCAAACCCAUUACCAUCAGGACGCUUGACAUCUUAGAUUAUAACACUCUCGUAUUACCGACCGAUUCCACUGGCAACACACUGUUCCCGCCAAUCACUCGUCCGAAAGGACCGAAGCCAGGUCCGCCCAGGAACCUCACGGUGACGGAGAUCAGCAACGGUUUCUUAUUGACCUGGCAAGCACCAUUGAAGUUCGAGCACCUCAUUAAAUUCUACACCAUCAAAUACAAAACGGACGGACCCUGGAAAACGCUCAACAAGGGACAAAUCCGACCCGACGAAACCAGCUAUUUGGUGAAGAAUCUGGUCGGUGGUAGGACCUACUAUUUCCAAGUGUUCGCGAAUUCGGCGACAAAUUACGGCGCCAGCGAGCUGGUGAAAUUCCCGGUGCCGGCUCGCGUGAAGCACAAGGCGAUCACCGCGGGCGUCGUCGGUGGUAUACUCUUCUUUAUCGUCGCCAUCAUCCUCAGCAUAUGCGCGGUGAAGAUUUGCAAUAAGCGGAAGAGACGAAAACAGGAGAAAGAACUGCUUUCAGCGUAUAGUAUGGUGGCCUGCCGGGUCACCGAAGCCAGGAACGGCGCAGGGCAGGGGCCCCAGGGAACAGUGCCUUUGAAAAAACCUAGAAAAAGCCGAGUACCAGGUCUAAAUCUCCUGCGGGAGAUCCUGACCCCGGACACGCCGGACUCGUGUCGCGGUCGGCCGCUGGGUAAGAUCUCGCGCGCGGCCGACGGCCGUUUCGUCGUGGCGGACUCGGUGGUCAGCUCGGCGAACAACAGCAUCCUGGACGCGUCCAGCAGCGACGACGGCGGUUUUCUACCCAAGCAGCGUCUCAAGUCCUCCUGGCGGCGGCCGCUGGUCGGCACCAGCCAGCUGAGCCUCAGGUCCGACGGUAGCGGCGUGUCCAUCAACGGCGGUCUACCCUCGAUCCAUCAUCUGGCGACGGUGAACUCGCUGGCGAGGAUCGCGCCGGCCAUCUGCACGAUAUCCUCGCCCAGGUUCCUGGCCAGCUCGCCUACGGGUCCCCAGGUGCCAUGGACGCCCCUUUACUUCAGCGAUCUCAGCUCCGUGAGGCAGCCGUCGUCUGGCGAACGUUCCUUCCCGACGCCGCCCGAUUACCUUCAGCUGCGCACCAUGCACCAGCGAUACAGCCAGGAACUGCCCUCGCUGAAGGCCAUCCACGCGGAGUCCAGGAGGUUCGUGCCCGUGCAGCCGCUGGCCACGUCCUCGCCGCCUCAGCCCGCGGGUAGGCCGAGGGCGAGGCUGCCCCCCCGGCACGCCAGGCACGCGAGAUCCGCGCCGGAGCUGGCCGCUUCGCCCGACCUCGAGACCUCGCCCGAGAGCAGAUCCAGCAGCUCCGGUUUCGGCAGCAAGAACACCUCGCAGCAGAACCAGAGUUCGAGGAGCGGCAGCACGGUGGCCGAGUGGCGACCGCCUCCGUACAGGCCACCGCCCCCGCCUCUGGUGGGCAGAUGGCUGGAGCUGCAGGACCAGGCCAAGGUAGGGCACACGCACAUUCAGACGACCGUGGACGCGGGCAGCGUCGACGGCCACUACGAGUUCGAUCCCGUGUCCUGCACCCCGACGCCCACCUCCGCCUCCACCCCCACCAGAGAGGAGAGGCCACCCGUACACCAGAUCCACACCAUCCACGUGCCCCACAUACACCAGGUGCACACGGUACACCAUCAGCCCACCAGGUACACCAGGGACAACAUCGAGGCCAGGGUGCAGGCGAUGAAGGCGGAGUUCCAUCAGUUCCGGCAACGACAGGCGAGGAGGCGGCAGAGCGCUCACCUGGAAAGUGCCUGUUGACGGCACCUGGAACCUGGUACCAGGCUCUACAGGCAUCCUUGGAUCCCCCAUAGCUCGUUGUCCACCUCAGGUUAGCGAAAGUUGAGGAAACACGGACGGUUGUAUAUCCGUUCGUCGAGGCAGACGAGAAGAGAUUUCGUGGGCUAGCGGGAGGCGCAGAAGUCCGAAGGAGAACCCAAGAAACCCCCCGGCUGUGACGCAAAUUUACCUACGCGAAAGCGAUCCCGAGCGGGCGUCGAUCAUCGAAUCCGGAGACCAACCGUUUUGAAGCACAACGAGGAUCAUCUCGAGCGAUUCCACUGUAGGCAACUUCAAGUCAAUUCCACUGGGCAACCAUCUUUACGAAAACGCUCGCCAGAGGCUCAGGAUACCAUAAAUCCCGCGAGCACCGACGCGGUAGAACUAUUGUACGUUUGUAAGCGGACGAGAAAAGAACGUCGGAGGUCUGAUCCGUUGCUGACACUCGAGGCGAGUCGAACUUCCUCCGGGUAAUCGACGUUCCCAUAGGAAUCUCGGCCACGGCGGACGCGCACCGACUUUUAGCGAUACCGUAUUCGUGAAUAGUAGAGGGAAAAUACUAACGAGAGAACCGAUGGUAAACGAACGGAGGAAGUUCGCUCGAUACGACGUCGGUGGACGGGGUUCCGAAACGAGAAGUGCGAUGAGAAUUCUAUAUUCGAGCAGAAACGGUAAGACGCGACGGCAUGAUACUCCAAAGAAACUGUACCGUGCUCCGUAAUACCAUUAACGAAAUGAAUUAAUGAAAAAAAAAUAAGUAAAUAAAAUAAACGACACGUAAGGUUAACCGUAAUCGUACACUGUAAGUGAUAAUUAACGAAAAAAGAUGAAAAAAAAAAAAUGAAUGCGAAAGCGAAGCAACAAAAAAAUAAAACACGUAAGAUAAUCGAAGAAUUACUACACGCGUAUACACACGUACAUGCAUACACGUACACUCACACACACACAUAGACACACACACACACACAGGAGAAACUAAUAAACAAAAAAAAGUAAUUAUAUCGAUGAGCAAAACGGACUCGUGAAACGUGAUAUUAGGCCGAAGCUUGCCUCGAGAUUGCUUAAGGACUCACUCGUACUGCACUGCCUGUUUAGGGUUUCGCUAGCGACCCAACAUAUUAUCGGCACAAUAAUUUUUCUUAAGCAACGUAAACGUGAAAAAAAAAAAAUAAAUAAAUAAAUAAAACUAAUGUAAUGUUCUUUGAAAAAAAAUCUACGCGCGCUCUCGGCCGGCCACGAGGCUCGCGUACCACGCGCGUGCACGCCCACACGUGAACAUCUCGAAUCCGCUCGCCCCGUCUUUUCUACGUGUACAUAUAUAACCGUGUACAUAUACAUCGCGCCAUCGGGCCUCUUUUGCCCGGCGAGCCUCGACUCGCCAAUACGCGAAAACGCGCGUCGACGACGUUCCGUCGUGACGACGGAAACAGGGGACACGUCUCUUCGACAUCGCGGGCCCAAGAGGUCCUAACCCCCCACCUACUCGAACCACGAAUAACACACGCGAUAACGUGCACUCGCGUCGGGAGCAUCGCCGAUCGGCCCUGGUACGUGCAAUUUAGGGGAAAGAAUUUAAAGAGUUACACGCGCGCACGGCGCCCCCUCGAUUCUCCUGCGCCGCCAUUUUCUACGCGCCUCGAAUAUUAAAUUUCUCUUCGAUUCGAGGAUACUCGAUUUUUGCUUCUUUUUUACGAUGUUUGAAAUCGGUAAUCGAUGUUUAAGCGUUCGGUAAUUUUACUCGGAGGAUUGCAAACGCCAGUAAUUACAGUUUUAACCCUUUGCACUACGAAUUAUGUUUCAAUUUUGUCACCAGCAACUUUUCAGUGUUUUGAAUUUUCUAUUUUCUAUUAUUAUUGAGAAAAAGCUUCUUUUUCUAAAUUUUUCCACGUGGAAAAUGGCGUCUAGAUGUUCGAAGCGUAUCGUAGCGAUUGAUGAGAGAAUCGAGCGCGCGCAGGCAACACAUGGGACACGUAAACCGACACGACACGCACACUAAAUACGGAGAGAACGAAAGAGAGCCAAGGCACAUACGGUCGAGUACAAGACACCGCGAUACACGCGCAUACACGAAAGGCGUUCUUCGAGACCCACCUAAUUCUCACCAAAACGCAUUGUAUUAAAUCAUCAUCGGAGUCGAGGGUACGAAGGUCGAGGUCCGCAGAGCGUUCGAUGGUGAUAUACGGGCUAACUUACGAUCGACGUAGAAUCGAACGCGACCUAAACCGACGAUCGUUGGUACCUUUCAAGACGUUCCGCGGGAACGGUGCCCGGAAGUUGCUUCUUCAUCUUCCGUUGCGCUCUAAUUUUUUUGUUCUGGCGUUCACCGAAGGGAUCUAGAGGGACGAUCGAACGCUCUCGGGCCGCGACGACGCGCGACCAUUUCCGCCCUCGACGUCUCGGCGUGUUUCACAUGAUUUUUUGUUCUCUUUCUUUUUUUUUAUAGUACAAACACUUAUUUAUACGUACGUAUUAUACAUAAUUAUAUUAUAUAAAUAUUAGCAAGGGCCCUACUCACGAUUCAACUAUACUUCGGCGCACCGUUAACGAAAACCAACGUUGCGAACGACGCGGACGCUCCAUAAUUUUUCCGUUACAAAUGUACAGUGAAUCGCGAAAUUAUUAGGGCCGGUGACAGUUCGAUAGAGACCAGCCCUGGGGGCUUUGAUAUUCUUUUUUUUUUUUUUUUUAGAAGAUAUACGAACGAGGAUAUUCCAAGGCCCAUUUUCCAAAUAUAAAACGGUGUUUAACCUUUCAGGGUCUAUUUUUCGAUGAGAGAAACGUCAAGGGUUGAUUUAUAUUUCGAAUCUAUCGGAUUGUCGGCCGUGCCAAUAAUUUGCCGUUCUGCAUCCGAAUGCGCGCGCGCGACUGUGUGUAUGCGUGUAAGAUUGCGUGAGUGCGUGAGAGGCGAGAGACUGAGACGAACGAUAGAAACGGGAGUUUCGGAGCGUAAGAGACAGGCGGAACGACGCGAACGAGAGACGAAGCGAGGAAUAAUGCACGCGCGCGUGUGACUGACGUUGGAAAGACGCGGGCAGAAACCGCGCGAACCAACGACGAACGCGUGACAUGCUCGCGAUUAUGCUCGGUGAGAGAGAGAAAGAGAGAGAGGGAGAGAGAUGGAGCAACGAUACGGAAAGAAGUAAAUGAAAUAACAAAACGAAAAAAAAAAAAAAAAAAAUAAAUAAAAAAACGGAGGCGACGCGAAAGAG
Molecule: messenger RNA, 8047 nt
Organism: Colletes gigas
Lineage: Eukaryota; Metazoa; Arthropoda; Insecta; Hymenoptera; Colletidae
Product: protein turtle-like
Exons: 20
Coding region: 729-4820 (1363 amino acids)
Biological process (GO): dendrite self-avoidance; axon guidance; homophilic cell-cell adhesion
Cellular component (GO): axon; plasma membrane
Molecular function (GO): cell-cell adhesion mediator activity
Source: RefSeq, a predicted model, not a curated record